This is a messenger RNA of Paramecium tetraurelia, 1056 nucleotides long. RefSeq lists its product as uncharacterized. The transcript is spliced from 2 exons. The record is from RefSeq and is a predicted model, not a curated record. NCBI's taxonomy places the organism in Eukaryota, Ciliophora, Oligohymenophorea, Peniculida, Parameciidae.
AUGUAUUGCACCUACCAUGUUCAAAAUCAAGUAUCACUUAUAUGCAUAGCAACUCACAAGUGUGAAUUGAACAGAAAAAUGUGUGUAGAAUGCCAAUAGGAGCAUGGCGUGGAUUUGAAAUAAACACUUCCUCUAAAAUAGGUUGAAGAAAUGGUCAAAAAUAAGUUUAAAGAAUUUCAGCUUGAUGAUACAUCUGAUAUAACAAAAGAGAGAAUGAAAUAUAAAGCCAUGCUCUCUUAAACAGAAAGUUCAAUAAAGAAUAUUUUGGAUGAGAUAUCAAAAUUAUUCGAAUAAACAUUUGAUAGGGUUGAAUAGGAAAGUAAAUCAUUCACUAAUCUAAUCAACAAUAAUCCUAAUUUAGCCAGCAUUUCCAAUAGUGAAUUAAAUAAAUUAGUUGAAAUUUUAUAAUGGAACAAUUUAAAUGAUUUUAUAAUUUAGAAAAAUUUAUAUUUGGUUAGGUUGGAGAAUUCACGGUUUUGGUGGGAACAAGAAGUUUAGGCAUUUGGUGAGAAGUUGAAAACAGUAAUGAAUUAAUAUAUAGAAUUUUUCAGGUAAUAAUUUAGCAAUUUUCAAAGUGUUAAACCAGUUAGCCUAGAUGCCGAUCUUAUAUAAGAAUUAGAGAUGAAGAAUUAAGCAAUAUUAGAAUACAAACAAAUAUUUAUAGAUAAAAAGUAAUUAUUAAAUAAUGAAAUUAAAACAAACCAAAAUGAAAUGAUUGAUUUAUAAAUUGAAUUAGAUGUCCUAAAACUUGGUGAUACUAUUAUAACUGUAAACGUCAAAAGUUUUAGUACAAAUGUAAGUUAAACCUUCUAGAUGUAAUUAAGGGAUAGUAUCAGUGACCUUUACAUACUGGCAGUUAAUGAAGGAAUUCACAAAGGAUCACCUUUAGAUUGUUGUUUACUUGUGCCAUCUAAAAAUAUCAAAUAUGCUUCAUCUGAAUGGAAAUAAAGAUUUUAAGAAAUUUUCAUACCAAACGAUUACACUAAUAAAACAAUAACACUAGAAUUUUGUUAGUAUGAUAUCUAAACCAAUCGAUAAAUUUACGAAGGCAAAUGA